This is a messenger RNA of Trichomycterus rosablanca, 7259 nucleotides long. It is a transcript of the gene irs2a, whose product is annotated as insulin receptor substrate 2a. NCBI's taxonomy places the organism in Eukaryota, Metazoa, Chordata, Actinopteri, Siluriformes, Trichomycteridae. Bases 191 to 3307 code for a protein of 1038 amino acids. The transcript is spliced from 2 exons. Gene Ontology annotation, cellular component: plasma membrane; cytosol. Gene Ontology annotation, molecular function: phosphatidylinositol 3-kinase binding; insulin receptor binding. The record is from RefSeq and is a predicted model, not a curated record. Gene Ontology annotation, biological process: insulin receptor signaling pathway.
AUGCGUGGAAACGUCACGCGUUGUUUUUCUCCUCGAGUUCAGUUCAGUGUUAUUCAGAAGCGCACAGCAGAGGAGCGCCAGUCUGAGCAGCCCGCGUUUUGUUUCACUUUAGUUAGUUUGUCUUUCUUCUUGGUGCUGAAAAAAAGCAAGAAUAAUACAGUGACUGGGGGGAUAUUUAUAAAGCGAGAGGAUGGCGAGUCCGCCACUGACCGGAGGGACUUCGUUAUCAAACGUAAACAUGCGCGCAAGCGUCAGGAAAAGUGGCUACCUGAAGAAACAGAAACACGGACACAGGAGGUUUUUUGUUCUGAAGGAGCAAAGCGACGGCUUGCCUGCGCGUCUGGAAUAUUAUGAGAGCGAAAAGAAAUGGAAAAACAAAUCAGCCGCCAAGAGAGUCAUUUCUCUGGACUUCUGUCUGAGCAUAAACAAGCGCGCCGACGCCAAACACAGGUACUUAAUCGCUCUCUACACCAAGGACGAGUAUUUUACAGUAGCUGCUGAAAACGAGCAGGAGCAAGAGAGCUGGUACGAGGUCCUCACUGACCUCAUGAGCGAAGCAAAAGUCUAUGACAGCACCCUGACCAACUCUGCGUCCAGUUUCGUUGGCUUCGACGAGGCGAACUAUGGCUUGAUCACCCCAGUCAGUGCCACCUACAAAGAAGUAUGGCAGGUCAAUCUAAAAUCCAAAGGACUUGGCCAGACCAGAAACAUUACUGGUGUUUACAGGUUGUGCUUAUCAAGCAGGUCAAUUAGCUUCGUGAAACUUAACUCCGAGGUCCCAUCUGUCAGCCUGCAGCUCAUGAACAUAAGACGCUGUGGCCAUUCCGACAGCUUCUUCUUUAUCGAAGUGGGCAGAUCUGCAUCUACAGGUCCAGGUGAGCUCUGGAUGCAGGCGGACGACUCCGUGGUGGCACAGAGUAUCCACGAGACGAUUUUAGAGGCUAUGAAAGCGAUGAAAGAGCUGUCUGAGUUCAGACCCUGCAGCAGACUCCGCAGCAAAAGCCAGUCCUCGGGGUCCAACCCCAUAUCUGUGCCCACUCGACGAAACUUGAACAACUUGCCACCCAGUCAGACAGGGUUGGUGAGGAGGUCAAGGACAGACAGCAUGGCAGCCUCGUCACCCAUCAACAAGUUUUCUUCCUGUCGGAUGCGAACAGCCAGUGAGGGCGAAGGGACCAUGGCUCAGGCAGUAUCGGAAAACGGAAGCCCUAUUGCUUGGAGCCACAUGAGCAGGUCCAACACUGUUUCAUUAGGAUGCCGAACAUUUGAGCCAUUGCUCCUGAAUCACAGCAGAUCUAUGUCCGUGCCUGUGUCUCAAUCACCUCACUCUGCUGUAAGCCCACUGAGCCUCUCUUCAACUAGCAUGAAUGGAUCCAUCACCACUUCAACUGUACACAAACCUUCCAGUUGCAAUGGUUCUGUCUCAGGGUCACCCAGUGACACUGGUUUCCUGUUGUGUGAUGACUACGGAUCUAGUCCAGGGGAUGCAAAGUUUAACCCAUUUAACCGAAGCAAUACUCCAUCAUCCUUUUCUGGAACGCCUCCUUCCCGUGACAGCACUGACCUCCAUGGGUACAUGAUGAUGGACAAUCCAUCCAGCCACUCCUUAAAGGUAUCCAGCAGGGAGAGACUGGACCAAGAUAAAUCAUACAGGAAGAGAACAUAUUCUCUUACAACACCUCAGCAACCAAGGGCACUUUCACAGCACUCGUCUGCUUCACUUGAUGAAUAUAUGCUGAUGAGGGCAGUGUAUGCUAAUGGACACUCUGCUUCUCCAAAGGUUUCAUACCCUGAAGAUUAUGGGGACAUUGAAAUUGGCUCCAGUAGGAGCUCAAACGGCAACCGAGACAGUGAAGGCUACAUGACCAUGACACAAGGUGUCGCACCACAAGGCAGCAAAAAUGAUCCUUAUGUGCCCAUGAGCCCAAAGUGUGUUUCAGCUCCCAAACAAAUUCUAAACUCCAGGUCCCCCUCUCAGGGUACAGUAAGGCGAGGCACCACCAACUCUCCCAGCAUUGGUUCAUUGGAGGACAGUGGCUACAUGAGGAUGUGGUCUGGCUCCAAGUCCUCACUAGAGAGCACAGAUGGUAGAGUGACAAAUGGCGAAUAUGUAAACAUGUCACCUGUUGAUCCAUACAUCUCAGCAACUCCGCCAGAUGACUUCCCUGGAGGGUGUGAGCCAGCACAGCAUCCUUCUCCCUCUCUAAGCUCACAAUCAAACAAGAUUGAAUGUCCUAGAAGAGAGGAGGACCAGUAUGUUUUAAUGUCUUCACAAAGUUAUAAACUAGCAGAGGAGUCAAACUACUGUGCAAUGUCUACAUUAAAUCCUACUCACGCUACCAUACCCCCCCUCAGGCACAGUCGCACUGAUGCCCUACUGCACAGGACACGAAUCAACAGACCUAACAGAUUAUCUCUGGACACGCUGAGAAUGCUUCCUAAAAUGAAUGAACAUCCCUUUUCUUGUGAGCCUAAAAGCCCAGGGGAGUACAUUAACAUAGACUUUGGUGACACUGCACGGUACUCAUUGCCCCUGGAGAGCCAAGGUACAUCUUCCAGCCUUGACAACAGGAGAAGAUCUCCUCUCAGUGACUACAUGAACCUUGAUCUGAAUUUGCAUUCCCCCAAAUCUGGAGACACCCUUACUAGUCUUCUACAUGUCAUCCCUGAACCUACCAACUGCUCAUCUGAGGAGGCAACGUAUUACCCAGGUGAGCAGCUGGGCUCUCCAUGCCCACCUCGCACAGAUAAAGAUGAUUAUGCUGAGGGAAAGUUUGAAGACACACACAUCUCACCCAAAUGUAUUCCAGAGAAUGUUAAAAGUGGUACGAUUUGCCCAUCUACCGUGAUGCAAAGACUUACUCUAGGUGACAAGGGCAUGCCUGGGAUGGAGGCAUUCCUGUUACCAAGCACCAAAUUUAACCCUGAUGGAGGGGCGAAGGUGAUCCGAGCCGAUCUGCACGGCCGAAGACGUCACAGUUCUGAAACAUUCUCAUCCACCACCACUGUUAUGCCUGUGUUUCCAUCAUUCGCCCCCAAGUCCAAGCUGCAAAGCUCUGCUUCUGUUGAAAAUGUUUCAGUGCGGAGCAGUGAGUGUUCUGAUGAGGAAUACGGCAGCCCCAUGUGUAAAGAGACCUCCGCGGGAUUCCAGCACGGUCUGAAUUUUAUUGCCUUAAAUCAAGAAUUGGCAAACUGUGAGACUAUGAUGGGCUUCAAGAGCAGCUGCAAAGGGGGAAUGAAUGGAUUUCAUGACAGCCCCUAUGUUUCCUUGGGCUUCAAGGAGACAGCAACCACUGUAAAAGAUUAAGCAUCACAGAUAUUCAUGGAAACUCAGAUCAGAAGAGGCUGCAACCACGGCCACAGCUGAUCUAUGCUGCUGUCGAACUUUAUAAACCUCACCCGAUGUUCCUAAGGGUGAUCCUGUCUAAGCUGGACACUUUAAUUCUGGACAUUUGGGCAAAUAUGGACAAACAGGGAUUCCAUGUUCUGCUCUGUUCUUCAGGAACUGCACUUUGCUGCUAGGUGACAACGGUCACAAAGUUGUGUUGUGUAUAUUGUAUAGAAUAUUUUUAUUGUUGGUAACACAUAAAUGAAUUAUUCUUGGUUGGCCUUGGCCUAGUGAAUGGAAUAGUCACCCCUUAUCACCCUAUGUUCAGAAUGUGUAAUAUAUAUAUAUUUACAACAGACACAAACCUCGGCAAAGGUAUAUAUUUAAUGAUUUAUUUAUUUAUGCCUAGUAAAAUAUUUACAAUGCACAUUAAUGAUAUUUUCCUGAAUAAAAAUAACCCAAGAACCCACUACAUGUCCUACCUCAGGAAGAGUCAUAUGUAGGUGUACGAAAUUCCGACAUAAUGUAGUGUCCCUGCAUUACCAGUCCAAAGCCUUACUGUUUUACUGAGAAUUUACUGAAACACUAAUUUGGACCUAAGAAAUCCUAAAAAACUGAAAUUAUUAUAUAUUCUAUUUUUUUAACGAAUACAUAAUUUACCCUUUACUAAUGAGUUUCUAUAUGAGAGGCCACUCGAUGUGUAAUAUGAAAAUAUGCAAGUCUAACCACAUGGUUAAUGCACAUAAUGACGAAUGCUUACCCCUGCAGAUUAAAACAUGAGUAUUAUUUUUAUGACCAAUUAUAUAUUUAUAGUUAUAUAUGUUGUCUUAUACUGUUCACAAGUAGCGCGGUAAAGGGAUUUUACUCUAAAUGUUCACAGUGGAACAGCCACCACACUGAAUACCUCCACUUCUUUUUUUCUUGAUCAUGUCUUCACUAGUGAUAUCAGUUGUGGUAAAAACGGCUGUUUGGUUUGAUUUAAGCUGCAGUCACACCAGCUUUUUGUACGAAUCGCAGCGAUCAGUGUUUCCACUGUACGAACUAACAGAAGAAUUUGUGUAGAGUUUAACAUUGUUGGAGUCCGACCAACAAAUUCAUAUCACUGACCAAUUUCAUUGCUUUCCUUUGUUGACCUCUAAAAAAAAAACAGUGUGUCAGGUUGCAACAAACAAAGCAAGCCCAAACGUAGCAGUUUAAUAUUUGGUAUUAGACACAAUAUCACCCAACCUGUCUAAACAUUUUGUCAGUAAAUGCAGUGACGUGUUUAUGAGUCAUUUAAGCCGCUAAAUAAGACGCUGUAACUGUGAUACAUCUGUGUUUUUUAUUUAUUUAUUUAUUCAUUUUAAAGCUUUAAGGCUCUCAAGUUAGCUCAGCUUGCUAACUCUGUAAAUGAGCCGAUAAAAUUCCAGUUAGCCUUAGCUGAAGUCACAGCUAAUUAUUAACUUUGCUUCUGUAACAGAACAUUUGUGGUUAACCUUCUCAGUCUGACUUCAUCCAUUUUGCAAGGUUCUGGUGUGACUGGGGCUUAAAACUUUAGGGGGGAUUAGGGGGAUUGUGUUGUAGCAGAAAAUACUAUUUACUAAACCAGGAAACGCAUGUGUGAGAAAAAAUAGAGCUGUCAGUGCCAACAGUGACGUCACUGUGUAUUGUUCAGGGAAAGAACUUGACGCUCGUGUUGGUGUCGGUGAGGAAGCAAUAAACUAGGGGCUGCAUGUUUUUACAGUGAAUAAGCAGUCGGGAUGUAUGGUACGAGUACGACUAGAUAAAUUACAGUCCACUGCUUAAUAUGUAAAAUAAUAUGCCUUUUCCCAUAAACAUAUAUCAAAGUCAAAUAAUGUAAUUUAAUCAUUUGUUUAAAGCUUACUGCUAUGGAAUUACCAAACGUAACUAUUUUCCUUUAAGUGAAGCCCAUGGUGAAUUUAUGCUUCACAGCGAGCUGCCAGUCAUUAACAGCCGAUACUGUAAUUGCAUGCAACUCUAGAUUGUAACACAAAUGAAUGUAGAGCUCGUAACCAACCUAGGGUAUGACAAACAACCCACAAUUAAAACAGAAUUAUAGCUGUAAAACAUAUAGCUGUGCUAUAUCAGUGAAGCAUUUUGAUCAGUGAAACUUCCAUCUGAAAUUAAUAAGGACCUUAAAUAGUAAAGCAAAAUUCAUCGCUUUAUUCUGGUCUGGGUUGUAAUGGGUCCAGUUUUACCCUGGGAGCAAGGCAGGAAUAACUUAUGGCAAUUAUAUCUGUGUUGCAGCUCUGAGAUUCAAAUUCAGAUCUCAGCUGUGGUGGGCUAGCAUAACAUUCCACAGCGUCACCCAAACGCCCCACUAUCCAAUUAAGCAAAUACACAAAUUUAAGUACAAAUACUCUAGUUAACUUCUAACAUAAAUAUCUCACCAUACAAGAAAAUUCCUGAGAGGCACUUAAUUACUUGAUUUGAGGGCCGAUCCUGCUUUUAGGUACCAUCCAUUUACCCUCUGUAUGCAAUAUUUACACACAAGAGACGAGUUAGUUUACAAGGAGAAACCAAAUGUGUAAAGAUUAUUAAAGUAUUUGUUGUUGAUUUUACACUGAGAUUGAUUUUAUGAUAUUUUUACAUUCUUUCUGCCAACUUAAUGGAACUUACAUUGAACAGUGUUGGAAAAUAAUAUAUAGUAUCAAACAUACACACACACACACACACACUUAUUGACCACUUUAUUCAGCACACCUGUUAUGUCUGUUCAUUCAUUGAUUUUUUUUUAAGCUAUACAAUACAUAUGACUGUAGCCCAUCUGUCUCUCUGUUCACUUUGUCACCCUCUGAACCCCAUUUGUCAAUCAAAAGUGAACAUCAUAGAGACCUUCACUAAACAAAUAAUCUUUGGGUGGUGGACCGUUUUUAAACUGCAAUGGCACCAACAUAAUAAUGACAUGAUGAUGUAAGUUGUUCUGGUAUUAGUUUAUCAGGUGCAGCAGUGUUGUUGGGAUCUUUAAGUACUGUUUAAACUUACUAGCUUUUUUUUAUUAGGAACACAUACACUGAUGUGUGUUAAUUUUCCUUUACUCUUUUCUGAUCCCAGGACACGGAUGGGUUGCCAUGCCGUGUUAUUACCAGGCUAAUGUCAUCACAGCGCUAAGAAUGAUCCACCACCCAAAGUUUAGUUGAUCGGGGUCUUAUGGGUACCCCUUUUGAAUAAUAAUAGUGAUAAACAGGUGUGACAAAGACUACAGAGCAACAGAUGGGCUACAGUCAAUAACUGAAUACCCACAAAGUCCAUCAGUGAAUGUACUUGUCAGAUAGGUGUACCUAAUUAUGUGCUGGGUGAGUGCAUACAUAUGUACACUACAUGGCCAAAAGUAUUUGGAUACCUGACCAUGAGCUUGUUGGACAUCCCAUUUCAAAAACAAAUGCUAUUAAAAUAAAGUGAUCUCUUUGUGAUCUUUUCAGCUAUAACAUCAGUCAAUCUACUGAAAAAGCUUCUCACAAAACUUGGCUGGGCACUGAUUUUGUUCAAGAAAGCUUCAACUGAUGUUCCAGUUCAUUCCAAAGCUGUUUAGUCAGAGCUCUGUGCAGGACACUGGAGCUUCUUUAAAUUGAGCUUGUUUUGUGUAGUCAUGCUAGAACAGGAAUGUGGCUUCCCCAAACUGUUGAUGCAAUGUUGGAAGCAUAGCAUUUCCUUAAUAUCACUGAUUUAUUACACCUGUUAGCAACUGUUCUGGCUGAAACACAUAAAUUCAUUAAUUAGAACGGUUGUCCCAAUACCUUUGUCCAUGUAGUGUAUAUGUGUGUGUGAGAGACUGAACCUGCUGUCUUCCAUUGUACAAAUUUCAUUUCAGUCUGCUGUUCAUUGUGAUGCUUUAUUGCUAUUAAGAGAUCUUAGUUAAAUAAACAUUUUAUUUAUGUUGAUAAAGAAUAGGCACAUGCAAUAAUUAAAUAAAUAUUAUCUUUUAAAAUUA